Molecule: messenger RNA, 4263 nt
Organism: Amphimedon queenslandica
Lineage: Eukaryota; Metazoa; Porifera; Demospongiae; Haplosclerida; Niphatidae
Product: sterol regulatory element-binding protein cleavage-activating protein-like
Exons: 19
Coding region: 52-4146 (1364 amino acids)
Biological process (GO): SREBP signaling pathway; regulation of cholesterol biosynthetic process
Cellular component (GO): endoplasmic reticulum membrane; SREBP-SCAP complex; Golgi membrane
Molecular function (GO): protein binding; sterol binding
Source: RefSeq, a predicted model, not a curated record
UAAUAGAAACACACCUAACACAGGUUAGCUAGCUGGUUAGUUACAGUUGGCAUGGAAGGAGAAGGUAAGAGAGAACGGCUCAGUAUUGGUCGUAUCUUUUACGCUCACGGCCUCAUGUGUGCCAGCUACCCGCUACCAGCACUGAUCUGUGCAGCCUUCAUUGUAAUACUGUGCAGUCUCCCAUUCUUUGUCACUACAUCAGGUGAUGUUAAUUCUCCUAAAGGCUGGAGAUCCCCCUGGUUGAACUAUCGUAAGUCGCUGGAUAAAGGAGGAGGGGAAAUGGGCGGAGUCAGAGAAGAAGAAUGGAUUAUUAAUAAUGCUUCAUUAAUGUCAGUUAGGACACCACAAUGGUUCCUGGGUCUUCCUGAAGUGAUUGUCUAUCAGCUUUAUGUUCACACUGAUGUGGACUGUGAGCAAAUGGAUGCACUAUGUCAACGGUCUUUCUACAGACUAAGCAAGACCACAUCAGCCAUCAUGCUUCAGUCCAUAGAACAGGCUGACAAGUCUUGUAGGUCAGUCCUUCAUCCUGCUGCUGUGAAGUUUGCUCGUAUCCUUAGCAACAAGGACACGCCCCCUUCAUCAUUCUCUUCACUGAUCCUGUCUCCGUUACUUGACUCAAUGUAUCAUGAGACAGAUCAGUUGAAGCAGUAUAAUGAUAUUAAAGAUAAUCUCACACUACAGACGAUUAAAGAGUUGCUGUACGGCGGUUUCUGGGAGGAGAGUCACCUGAGAGGUCAGGAGAGCCCUCACUCACUCUCUCAGCAUCGUUUCGCCUUUUCCUUUCUAUUUAAACCAACUGCCGAUAAUUUCCAUCAGUUGAGGGCGUGUCUUGAUACCCUGGAUGGGGCGUGGCCAUUCAAAAGACCGCCAGUACGAAUAUUCACUAAACAUUUCUACUAUGAAUCUGAUCUGUCACUCAGUGACUUUGCACCUUUACUGUUCCUCUAUUCAAUCGUGUUCCUAUACAUAACCUUCUCAGUUGGUAAGAUAGAGUUGGUUCGUUCAAAGUUAGGACUAGGUUUUACAGCUGUCAUUACGGUGAUAUCAUCACUAACAAUGUCACUGGGAAUAUGCACCUUCUUUGGACUUAGCAUCACUAUUAGUGGCAGUGAGGUCUUUCCAUUUGUUGUGGUUGUCAUUGGUUUGGAGAAUAUUUUGAUAAUAACUAAAGCAGUUAUAUCCACUGAUCAAGGACUUGAUGUGAAGCAUAGGAUAGCUGAAGGUUUAAGCAAAGAGGGGAAGUCCCUGCUAUAUAAUUUAUUAACGAUAUUGUGUCUCGUUAUUCUUGGGAUGUUCACUUUUAAUUACGCAAUGAAAGAAUUCUGCACCAUAGCCCUAGUGGGGAUACUCUGUGAUUAUUUCCUCCAGAUGGUGUUCUUCACCACUGUGCUCUCCAUUGACAUGAAGAGACUAGAGCUCUCCGAUUUAAAGGACUCCGCCUCUCAUUACCAUGGCAACCAGCAGGUGGGCGGGGCUGCUAAAGUCCGUAGGGUCGCUCGUAGAGAUAAAGUUAAUAAUUUUCUUGUCCGUGGUCGCUACGCUCAGAAGUUUAUGAUUGUUGUUUUGCUGGCGUACAUGACUUCAGCUUUCUCUAAGACUGAGGUUUUCAACUCUAUCGUUAGUUCUCUCACUGAUUCAUCGACUCCGCCCAGUGCUGGACCGGCCCCGCCCACGGGACCUGUAAUGGGAGGAGAAAGGGGUGGCGCUUCAAAGGAAACCACUCAACAGCAAGACAAUAAAGAAGGUGUGAGUGACAGUGAUUUGACGAGUUACAUUGCCAGCUGGUACGACCAUGGUCUAAUGGAUAGGACCAUCGUGUACAGGACAAUGGAGGACGGGUUUGAGCUUCAGUGUGGAGAGGAUACCACCUGCUGGAGGACAAUGGUGACGACACACUGGCCACACCUACUGGAGUAUUACAAUAUAUCACUGAAAGAAAAGUUUAUAACACUCCUCCCUCCGAUGAUGCUAAACUUCAGAUUAGGUUACACCCCCCAAUCAUUAUUCACUCGUAGUCUGGAGACCAGAUCAAGCCUCACUCAGUCACUGCUCAAUUCUUUAUUGACAUUACUAUCAAUACCUAACGUGGUGAGAGGGAUCAUGUUACUGAUGACUAGUCUACUAGUGGCAGUGUAUCUCUUCUAUUUGUGGAUAAUGGCUAUGAGAGAGAGAAAAGGAGAACCAGGUAAUAAUGCCGUCAAUCAGCAGCUGGUCAGGGUCACUAGACUACAAGGGAACGGACAAGAUAUAGAGUGUGUCAGUAUUGACAAUGGUCAGAUUGUGUCAGUAACUAUUGAUAAUGUUCUUCAUGUCUGGGACAUUGGCUGUAGGCAGAAGCUCCUCAUGAUUGAUAGGAAGGAGGUCAUUGAUCAGAUCCUCCAGAGACAGAGGGACAUGAUGUCUCGGUUCAUCGUGGGUUGUGAGGACCCUCCUGUGGUCUCGUCUCCUAGCAACAGCACCACUGGCUCCAGAGAUCCUCUACCAACUUCAACUCCUAAACCAGCAGCAGUGACUCCACCCAUAUCACCUCUCCCCACGCCCACUCAUGUAUUGACCACACCCUCUCCCCCCGUCCCUCCUGUCUCCUCCUCCUUCCUCCCCACCAGUGUUGGGUCCAUUCCCCAAAGGAUACUGCCCAGUUUCUUAUUGAAGAGGUUGUCUAUGCCGACCAUUUUAAAGAAGAGUCCGGACAAACGAGAAAACCUUCUGAGUUCUUUCCCAAACGUUGAGAGCAUUCCAGAACACCCUUCAGUUGCCACGCCUACUUCCAUAGCCCCACCCACUUUAAUUCCGGACUCCUCCGUUACACUGACCACACCUACCACAACCUCCUCUUCCUCUGCAUUGCAAUCCUUUCCCAGUAGUAAUCAGUCAAACACGCCCACAGUAAGCCCCGCCCCCAUUACUACUACUACUAAUAAUAAUAAUACCAGUACUAGUUCUAAUAAAGGACGUCACACUAGAUCCCAUUCUGUGGAUUAUUCUCUUCAACCUUCUCUCCAAAGACCUUCUAUGGAUUCCUCCGUUAGUUUCGGUUCCCAGUGGUCUGUGGAGAGUAUCUCGUUAUUGUCAGAGAAUCCGUCAGAACUCUCUUAUGAGACAGCUCUUACUGCUCCUCUGUCUCCGCUCCACCCUCCUGCCGAUAAUAGUGGGUGUGGCUGUUUCCAGUUCAAGCCCCACUUUAGUCUGUUCUCUCCGUACACAUCUAAUCUUGCUCUUGAGUAUAAUAGCGAAGAGAAGGGAGAGGAGUUUAGCGACCGGCUCUCCUCCUUGACUCCGCCCAUUUGGUGUCUUGAUGCUUUGAAUGGUACAGCUGCUGUCGGGUGUGGUAAUGGACAGAUUGAGGUUUGGAAUUCUCUCACUGGUUCCCUAAAGUUUUUCAUAGUUCCUAAGCAAGUCGGAGUGACAGUGCUAAGACUACAUUCAAUUGGUAUUAUAUCAGGUCAUUUGGAUGGUUCCUUGCAUUUGAUUGGUCACCAUGGUCACCUGAUGCACAGUAUCUCCGCCCACUCCAAACCAAUCAGUAUCCUCACUUACAACAAGGACUGUGUCUUCACUGGCAGUUAUGAUUCGGUUAUUAAAGUCUUCAGGAUUAUUGAUUUCAUUUGUCUGAGAUCCUUCACAUUUCAUACCGGACACAUUACCUCAUUAAUAUUAAUUGAUGGUUCCCAUAUUGUGUCCGGUUGUUCGUUUGGUUCAAUCUUUCACUGGAACUCCAGCACUGGACGACUCCUUCAAGAGCUGCUUCCUUUUCCUCCUCAAGACGACCAAUCAGAUUUGAACGAAGACCAUCAAGUAGGUGUGGUCAGAAUAUGUACCUCCAGUGAAUAUAUAAUUGGAUUGUUACGGGACAACUGCAUAAGAAUAUGGAACAAAGAAGAUGGACAUCUUUGCAAUAUAAUAGAAAUGGAUUCUUUUACUCACGAUGUCACAGUGAUAGAUUCUCAUCACAUAGCAAUUGCACUUCAAUCUCAACUUGUCAUUUAUGAUAUUCAAAGAAGGUCUGAGGUUGGUCGUAAAGACCUCGCCUCCAGCUCCUCCCCCCUCAUUAGGCACCUGUCAGCCAUUGACUCCUCGAACCUCCUCUGCUCCAGUGGGGCUGAUCUACAGCUGGUCCCUUCUGGACUCAAAAUUAAAAGCGAAUAGUAGCCUAACCUCCUAAUAUUCUGUGGACAUAUUAUUACUUUCUCUUCAAAUUUAUAUGCCAUCAAUAAUCACUUAUUUUUAUUAUUAUUUGUUUGCAAAAAUGAAACCUAUCAUAUA